Molecule: messenger RNA, 2024 nt
Organism: Physella acuta
Lineage: Eukaryota; Metazoa; Mollusca; Gastropoda; Physidae
Source: RefSeq, a predicted model, not a curated record
CUAUGCAACCUGAAGCCGUUUUAACGGGGUAUAUCACGAUCCGAAAUAUUUUUAUAAAUAAAUGUGCACGCUUGGACGAUAGUGCUGGCAGUUUGUUGAUUCGUGGACUCUGUUUUGGAACUGCAAUCAGGGAUGUGUGUAAAAGGUUGAUUGUUGCGUUGGAGUUAAGAAAAAAGAUUCCAACAUUUUUCACUAAAAUAACAGCCAUAUCAGGGCACAAAUGAAAUUACCGAGCAUGAAGAAUGGAUGCGCUGUAGAGCGUAUCUCCUCCACCGAACCCGAAGACACCAAGGACCCGACCCUGAACGAACGAUGCGAGGUAAACAAGGAAGACAAGCCAGAGAAGGGGGAGAGAUCGGUAUACAACGGUGCCAGAAUAUCCAGGAUGUUACUGGCUGUGUACGGGGACCGUCGGUAUCGAAGAAAACUGAUCAUCCAUCUUGAUAUACGCAACACGAUCUUGGUGGCUGAUUCGGUAACGGACGUCUCCGUUGAAGAGGCACUAAAUAGUUAUCUGACCGGCGUUGUUUGGGGCAAAGAGCAGGACGGGGAAUGGAAAUUUUUCUCCAAAGAACCUUCACUGAGAGCGCCGGCUCCUGGGCUCUGCACGUACUACAGGUACCUCGAACGUCAAUUGGUUAAAAUUCCAACCAACCGCGCCGAACUACAGCACCAGACGGGGGACUUCGUGCACACACCAAAAGGGGAGCAGUUUCUAGAACAUUUCAACAAGCACCUGGAGCUUCUCCGCUGGACGUACGGGAACGAGACCUCCCAUCACAAAGUUCUAACCAUGUCGGGAAGAGACGGUAAACCUUACCACUACAUCCUCCCUUCCGUCUACAAGCUCAUCUCCAGCCUGCACGAGAGGCAGCGAGACUUCGCGAUCGUCAUAAGGACGUUUGGUCGCGACGCGUCCAACGUGUUGUCCAGCUUGCAGUACGGUCUCCAUGGAAACCACCCGGCCGUGCCAAAGAAAAUCAACCUCCAGGUUCAUAAAACACCAGGGGUGGUUAAACGCGGGAAAAAUAACAUAGAACUCGUUUCUUACAAGCCAGGAGGGGGUCAGGAAAUUCAAACGAAACUUGUUCACGAGAAGGACAUCUACCGUAGUCUUUGUGACGCUCAGGGUAUCACCGGUUACGUUGACGACUUCCGGUUUUGGCAAAACAAACACUACGACCACGAGGCCGGGAAGCCAUUUUGGAUCGACCUCAACGACCAGCGCCACCAUCAUAUAUUUUUUGAUGACAACUUCCGGCCAGACGAGGAGGACAGUAUCAUCGACGUGAGGAUGUUCAGCGUUGAGGCGCCGUCUGUGGCGGUCAGUCUUGACCACGAGCUGGUAGCUAAGCUCGAGAACGUCUGCCUGGUGCAGGCUGACCUGCUUAAGAGCAUCAAAGACGAGGAUUAUUUUAUACGCAUGACAAAUGAGUGUGAGGAGAAAUUUUAUGACAUGUUCGAUUCUGGUCAGGAUUAAUUAAUUAUUUUUUUUACUCCAUAUCACAAAAACAAAUAACCGUCUCACACAUUACUAUGUUUUUUUUAAACUCACACACAACUUUCUUUUUAAUUAAUUAGGAAGUACGUAUAAUCUUUAAAUUAUGCACCGACUGUAGUAUUAUGUACUCUGUUGUUGAAGUUACUAUGUAGAAAGAUAACUGUUAUGUUGGCUUUCAUAAAGGGUAAGUUGGUGGAAAACCAAACGACAUUUUCGCUGAAAGCCCUAUACAAAGAUACAGGCAGGAAAUGUUACUAUUUUUAAUAUAUUAUAAUUUAAUAAAUCCCCUUUAAAGCCCUACCCCCCCCCCCCCUAACUAGCUGAUAUUUAACAAACAAGGGGUAUUUUUUAAGUGCAUCUACGAGAACGGCAAAACCAAAUCAUGCCUUGUUUAUUUUAAUUCAUAAUUCGUGAGCUUGACCAUUACUGUUUUUUUUUAAAUAAUUAAUAUAUUAAAAAUGUUCUUGUGAGCAUUUUAUUUGGUUGUUUUCUAAAACGAAUAAUUCAUUAUUACUUUUUAAUA